This is a messenger RNA of Cercospora beticola, 1232 nucleotides long. It is a transcript of the gene GNA1, whose product is annotated as glucosamine 6-phosphate N-acetyltransferase. Lineage: Eukaryota; Fungi; Ascomycota; Dothideomycetes; Mycosphaerellales; Mycosphaerellaceae. Gene Ontology annotation, cellular component: Golgi apparatus; endoplasmic reticulum-Golgi intermediate compartment; endoplasmic reticulum. Gene Ontology annotation, molecular function: monosaccharide binding; glucosamine 6-phosphate N-acetyltransferase activity. The record is from RefSeq and is a predicted model, not a curated record. Gene Ontology annotation, biological process: UDP-N-acetylglucosamine biosynthetic process.
GGAGGAACAAGUGAACAAGCUUCUUUCCCUUCAUGCAGGAACGUGGGCUGAGAUAAACUUCAUGUACUGCGAUAUACACUGCACAAUGCAGCACAGCCUGGCGUUCUUUGGGAGAGGUGUUUCAGCUCUUGCGUAGAGCCUCCGUGUAAAUAUUUUGAUGUGUUGUUGAGACAUCUUGAAAGAUUUGUUCAGUUUCGUGUUUCUUACUUCCUCAAUUGUUCUGCUAGAAUCAAGUCUCUGAAGCAGCUGCGAGCUUUCCCAGCUAUUCUCAACCCAUCCCAUUGGCAAAGCAAGGUCCAAUUCCCUCUCACGCGACACCACUACAACACUCCCCUUCUACCUCGAAUUUCUGCACGACAUACGCAAAUCCACCAUGUCCUCCGAACCCAACGGCUCCAACGCCCAAGCGCUCUUCUCCCCCUCCCUCAUCUCCGAACAAGUCGCCUCGCAGCUUCCCACAGGCUACUCGAUCCGCCCGCUCGAACGAACAGAUUUCGAGAAGGGUUUCCUCGAUGUUUUGCGGGUUUUGACACAGGUGGGAGAGGUUACGAAAGAGGAGUUUGAGCAGAGGUUUGAUGAUAUGAGGGGGCCUACGACUGGGGAAGGUGCGGCUGCGAACAAGGGCGGGUAUCAUAUUUUGGUGAUUUUGGAUGGGGAGAAGAAGAUUGUGGGGACUGGGGCGUUGAUUGUGGAGAAGAAGUUCAUUCACCACCUUGGACUCGUAGGACAUAUUGAGGAUAUUGCAGUCACGAAAGAUCAGCAAGGGAAGAAGCUGGGUCUUAGGAUCAUUCAGGCAUUGGACCACUUGGCUGAGAAGGUGGGAUGCUACAAGACUAUUCUGGAUUGCUCAGAAGCGAAUGAGGGGUUCUAUGUCAAGUGUGGGUAUAAGAGGGCUGGGUUGCAAAUGGCGCAUUAUUACAACAAGUCGUGAGCGUGAGCAUGAGCGUGAGGAAGUUUUGAUGAGGCAUGGUACGAGGUAACGGCAGGUAAAUUAUGACAGGACUCCGGGGACAGUGCGAGUGAGGGCGCUUCGGCAGAUGAGAAGGGCGGAAAUUUGUGAACGGAACUCUAUAGAGACAGAUCAGCUAGAGAUAUGAGACCAUGAGUUCGAAGUCCGGGCACAUUCAUGUGCAUGUCCAACGACGACUCAUCCUUGCUGUACCUGCCAAGCCAAACAGCUGCUUCGCAUCUCGUACCUCGAGCUGCAACAUCCGAGAAUCUUACAUACCCAG